Molecule: messenger RNA, 3462 nt
Organism: Conger conger (European conger)
Lineage: Eukaryota; Metazoa; Chordata; Actinopteri; Anguilliformes; Congridae
Product: E3 ubiquitin-protein ligase TRIM39-like
Exons: 9
Coding region: 209-2170 (653 amino acids)
Molecular function (GO): zinc ion binding; protein binding
Source: RefSeq, a predicted model, not a curated record
CGAAGAGGACACGGCCGGGAAACUGGAGAGCAAAUCAACAGAACAACAACAUCGCACUCCAGCCCUAGACCCCGGCAACAAGGGGAACUGUCAGAACAACAACAUAACACUCCAGCCCUCGGCAACAAGGGGAACUGUCAGAACAACAACAUCGCACUCCAGCCCUAGACCCCGGCAACAGGAGGAGCUGUCAAUCAGUGUGGUUGCCAUGGCGCUGGCCCGGAACUUCCUGUCAGAAGAGCAGUUCCUGUGCUCGAUCUGCCUGGAUGUAUUCAGCAACCCUGUGUCCACGCCCUGUGGGCACAGCUUCUGCAAGGCGUGCAUCGGGGGGUACUGGGACGGGCAGAGCAAGGCCUGGCAGUGCCCACUCUGCAAGGAGAGCUUCCGCAAGCGGCCGGAGCUGCACAUCAACCGCACCCUGCGCGAGAUCACCGAGCAGUUCAAACGCAUGUCCGGGGGCGGGGCCUCCGGGGGCGGGCCUGCAGAGGGCGGGGCCGCAGGGGUCGGGGCCUUGAUGGGCGGGGCUCCUGGGGGCGGGGCUCUGGGGGGCGUGGCCUCUGAGGAGCGGGCGCAGAGGCGUGGGGAGCUGCCCGGCCCCCUCUUCGCCGAGAUGAAGAAGCGCUUCCUCAGGCCCCCAGCUGGCCAACCGCAUGCUCCGCCUCCUACGCUUUCCAGCUCCGCCUUUAGCCCCGCCCUUCCCCCCGAGACUCCCUCUCCACCAGCACUUGCUCUGAGGCGCAACACCUUGAGUGACAUCCACUCACAGAGCCCGCCCUCUGACCCAAGCCCCGCCCCUUCCCAUAACUCCACCUCCUCACAAAGCUGCGCCCGCUCCCAUAGCCCCACCCCCUCCCCCGCCCCCGAGGGCGUGUCUUCGGGCCUGGGGCCCCGGCGCUACACGGUCAGCAGUGGCCCGGCGGAGUCUCUGGCCACGCCCCUGUGCGCGCGGCACGGCCUGCGGCUGGAGCUGUUCUGCCGCGCGGAGCAGGAGUGCGUCUGCAGCGCCUGCAUGGACACGCUGCAGCACGAGGGACACACCGCCGUGCCCGUCAAGAGGGAGUGGCUCAUCAAGAAGUCUCAGCUUGGUGUCUCGGAGGCGGAGCUUCAUCAGCUCAUGCGGGACAGAGAGCGGAAGGUGGAGGAGAUCCGUGCGUCUAUGACGGACAUCAGAGAGUGGGCGCAGCGGGAGACGCAGGGCUGCGUGCGCGGGUUCUCGGCCCUGCAGCGCAGCGUGGAGCGCAGUCAGGCGGAGCUCCUGGAGGUGAUCGAGCUCAACCGCCGGGUGGCCGAGCGGCAGGCCCAGGCCCUGAUCCAGGAGCUGCAGCAGGACAUCGAGGACCUGAGGAGGAGGAGCGCUGAGCUGGCCCACCUGCUGCACUCUGACGACCACAUGCUCCUCCUCAGGACCUUCCCAACCAUAUGCAUCCCCCCUCAAACCAAGGACUGGUCCCAAGUCUCGGUGACCUCUGACCUUGUGGAGGGGAGCGUGCUCAGAACACUCUCCCAGCUGGUGGAGAAAUGCCAGGAGGAGCUGAGGAGGCUGCCAGAGCUCAGUCUGCGAGCCUCAGCGGAACACUCCCUCCUCAGAUACCAGCCAAAGGUGAAAAGGGUGCAGGAAUACGCAGUGGAGGUGACGCUGGACCCCCACACAGCACACCCCCGCCUCAUCCUCUCUGAGGACAGGAAGCAGGUGCGGUGCGGGGAGCGGCACCAGCUGGUCCCGGACAACCCGGAGCGGUUCGACCGCGUGGUGUGUGUCCUGGGCCGGCAGGGCUUCUCAGCCGGUCGGCACUACUGGGAGGUGGAGGUCGGAGGCAAGACGGACUGGGACCUGGGCGUGGCCAGCCACUCCGUUAACCGCAAGGGCAAGAUCACGGUCAGCCCCGCCCAUGGGUACUGGUUCCUGAGUCUACGGGACCGGAGCGAGUACGCCUUCCGCACAGACCCGUCCACCAGCCUGGGGCUGUCCCACAAGCCCCGCCGCAUCGGGGUCUACCUGGACUACCACAAGGGCCAGGUGUCCUUCUACAAUGUGGAGGCGCGGCUGCUCAUCUACACCUUCAUCGACACCUUCACCGACAGCAUCCACCCCUUCUUCAGCCCCUGCACCAACAAGUCGGGCAAGAACGAGGCUCCACUGGUCAUCUCGCCCGUCACGCUCUCAGACUGAGAACAGGGCUCGCCGUCUUCCCGUUUGAUACAGUGUCUGAUAUACACCGUGUUCUCAUGUGAUACAGAGUCUGAUAUACACCGUGUUCCUGUGUGAUACAGUGUCUGAUAUACACCGUGUCCCUGUGUGAUACAGAGUCUGAUAUACACCGUGUUCUCAUGUGAUACAGAGUCUGAUAUACACCGUGUUCCUGUGUGAUACAGUGUCUGAUAUACACCGUGUCCCUGUGUGAUACAGAGUCUGAUAUACACCGUGUUCCUGUGUGAUACAGUGUCUGAUAUACACCGUGUUCUCAUGUGAUACAGUGUCUGAUAUACACCGUGUUCCUGUGUGAUACAGUGUCUGAUAUACACCGUGUUCUCAUGUGAUACAGUGUCUGAUAUACACCGUGUUCCCGUGUGAUACAGUGUCUGAUAUACACCGUGUCCCUGUGUGAUACAGAGUCUGAUAUACACCGUGUUCUCAUGUGAUACAGAGUCUGAUAUACACCGUGUUCUCAUGUGAUACAGAGUCUGAUAUACACCGUGUUCCUGUGUGAUACAGUGUCUGAUAUACACCGUGUUCUCAUGUGAUACAGUGUCUGAUAUACACCGUGUUCCCGUUUGAUACAGUGUCUGAUAUACACCGUGUCCCUGUGUGAUACAGAGUCUGAUAUACACCGUGUUCCUGUGUGAUACAGAGUCUGAUAUACACCGUGUUCUCAUGUGAUACAGAGUCUGAUAUACACCAUGUUCCUAUGUGAUACAACAUCUGAUAUACGUUGUCUUGCGGACCAGAAAAGACAUUCCAGAUAGGAAAGAGCACAUGUUUUUAUUUUCACCAAUAUUCACAGCAUAGUUCUUUCAUGUGAUCAUAUUUUCACCAAUAUUCACUGCAUAGUUCUACAGAGGGCAGGUUGUCUUCCAUAUGAUCGCUUGUUCUGGGUUUCUAACCUGUUCCACUGAGUCAGGUCUAAAUUUUAACACAUUCUUAUUCACUUGAGAACUUUUAUAAAACUGCUAAAUAUGGCCUUCAAAGCCAUACUGUUUAUUUAUAUUUACUUCACUUAUUUUACAUUGUAGUUUGUAAAUAAUGCAAUCAAUAAGUGUAUCUGUAAGUUUUAGGAGGUUGAUUGACAUAUUUUUGAAUCCCUGUGUUUUUUUUUUGACAUUUUUGUCAUUUGCAAUCAAGCUCAAUGGGUAGGCUCCAUGCUUGUAUUUAGCUGGGUGAGCUGGCCACAGUCUGUUUGUCUUGUGAUUUGUAUAUUUUGUUGCCCUUCUUAAUCCUAUCAAAUAAAAUGUUUAUCCUUUUGA